This is a messenger RNA of Schistocerca gregaria, 804 nucleotides long. RefSeq lists its product as uncharacterized. Gene Ontology annotation, cellular component: membrane. The transcript is spliced from 2 exons. Gene Ontology annotation, biological process: sensory perception of taste. The record is from RefSeq and is a predicted model, not a curated record. NCBI's taxonomy places the organism in Eukaryota, Metazoa, Arthropoda, Insecta, Orthoptera, Acrididae. The coding region runs from base 1 to 804 and encodes 267 amino acids.
AUGGGAAGGGGGCUGGAGGAUAAGCUCCAUGUGCUGAUGGUUGGAGCAGUGGAGGGAGAGGUGAAAAUGAUAGUGGUGGUAGGUUGGGACAUGGUGGUGGCGCGUAAGAAGGGCGGCGGCGGCGGCGGCGGCGGCGGCGAGCAUCGGCAAGCAGUGACUGAUUGGCAGCAACCAGAUGGUGGCGGAGCAGUGUUCGUACUGAUGGUCCUGGAGCUGUGGAUGAGACUGAGGAAUCUUAAUACAUGCCUUUUGGAGAUGGUGCUCCGUUCCGACCUUCGGGUUUUGCUAGUACCGCCGCAAGAGGCCAUAUUGACAGGAAGGUUGAGCCAUCUGUUGGAGGCGUUCGUGGCGUUAGGGCGUGCAGCCGAGUUGCUGGAGGAACACUUUGGGUUACUAGUGGCCACUGACAUCGCGCAGUGUGUGCUCGGUGCCACAUGUAGUGCGUACGAGUUACUUAUCGUCAUUUCGGGAUUAUCAUCUUCGAAGAUACUAAUAUACAAUAAAUCAGUAAGUACGUCGGUGCUGUGGCUUGCCUACCACUGCCUCAAGCUGGUUGCCAUAGCGUUGUCCUGUGCUGCAUUCGAGAACGCGGCGAGGCGCACCGGCGUGAUCCUGCGGAGGUCACCAGUGCUGCGCUCUUCGUUUGCUGGCGAAGUUGAAGCCUUCCUGCGUGUGACGUCGCAGGACUCGCUUCUGCGCUUCACAGCUGCAGGAUUCAUCGAAGUCGACCGACGUCUUCUCGUUUCAGUACUCGCUGUUGUCAUCACAUACCUUGUUAUUAUUGGUCAGUCUGCAGUUAACUAG